Messenger RNA from Arachis duranensis, 2650 nucleotides. Its product is annotated as putative potassium transporter 12. The record is from RefSeq and is a predicted model, not a curated record. Gene Ontology annotation, cellular component: membrane. Gene Ontology annotation, biological process: potassium ion transmembrane transport. Lineage: Eukaryota; Viridiplantae; Streptophyta; Magnoliopsida; Fabales; Fabaceae. The coding region runs from base 60 to 2561 and encodes 833 amino acids. The transcript is spliced from 9 exons. Gene Ontology annotation, molecular function: potassium ion transmembrane transporter activity.
AUGCUGCAUUCAAUCAUUCGUACCAUCACAAAAAUUAAGCAUUGAGAGUUUGGAGAGAAAUGGAAGUUGGUGGGGUUGAAGAGAGCAAUGCGAGAUUGGUGGAAAGUGGAAGCAAUGAAGGGAGUAGUAUUGAGUCAAGAUGGGUUGAUGGCAGUGAAGUGGAUACUAUGGAGGUUCCUGCAUGGUCAAAUGAGGGUAGAGAAGGGUAUGGAUCAGUGAGGAGGAGGCUUUUGAAGGGUCCCAAGAGAUUGAAUUCUUUGGAUGUUGAAGUCAUGGCCAUCGCUAAGAGUCAAGAUCAACACUCCAAGGAUGCUUCACUUUGGCCCACUCUUGCAUUAGCAUUUCAGACUCUUGGCGUGGUAUAUGGGGACAUGGGAACAAGUCCUCUCUAUGUUUUUGCAGAUGUCUUUAGCAAGGUUCCGAUCGAGUCGGACGUUGAUGUCUUGGGGGCCUUAUCACUAGUAAUGUACACAAUAGCACUUAUUCCAUUGGCAAAGUAUGUUUUUGUUGUUCUCAAAGCAAAUGACAAUGGAGAAGGAGGAACGUUUGCGCUAUACUCCUUGAUCUGCAGAUAUGCAAAUGUGAAUAUGCUUCCGAAUCGUCAACCAGCCGAUGAACAUAUCUCUAGUUUUAGGCUCAAACUCCCCACUCCAGAAAUGAAAAGGGCUUUAAACAUAAAGGACACUUUGGAGAAGAGCUCAUCUUUGAAAACCUUUUUGUUAUUGUUGGUUCUGCUGGGAACUUCCAUGAUUAUUGGAGAUGGUAUUCUAACCCCAGCAAUAUCAGUGAUGUCUGCCAUAAGUGGGCUGCAAGGUGAAAUACAUGGGUUUGGUACAAAUUCAGUGGUUCUUGUUUCAAUAGUAGUCCUGGUAGCUUUGUUCAGCAUACAGCGGUUCGGAACCAGCAAAGUUGGCUUCAUGUUUGCACCUAUACUUGCUUUAUGGUUCUUUUGUCUUGGUUCUAUUGGAAUCUAUAAUAUAGUUAAGCAUGAUAUUAUGGUUCUGAGAGCAAUUAAUCCGGCUUUUAUUUUUUACUUCUUUAAGAAGAAUGGCAAAAAGGCAUGGUCAGCUCUUGGUGGUUGUGUUCUUUGUAUUACAGGCGCAGAAGCAAUGUUUGCUGAUCUUGGUCAUUUUUCGGUACGAGCGAUACAGAUUGCCUUUACUUGUGUGGUAUUUCCAUGUCUCCUCCUUGCUUAUAUGGGCCAAGCUGCCUUUUUGCUGAAGAACCCUACAUCAUAUGCAAGAGUAUUUUAUGACUCUGUUCCAGGAAGACUUUUCUGGCCAGUGUUUGUGAUAGCCACACUUGCAGCUAUGAUAGCCAGCCAAGCAAUGAUAUCGGCGACAUUUUCAUGCGUAAAGCAAUCUAUGGCUUUGGGGUGCUUUCCUCGGCUCAAGAUAAUUCACACCUCGAGAAAGUUCAUGGGUCAAAUUUACAUCCCUGUAAUUAACUGGUUUCUGAUGGUCAUGUGCAUAGUUGUUGUCUCUAUCUUCCAAAGCACUACUGAUAUUGCAAAUGCUUAUGGCAUUGCUGAAGUUGGUGUGAUGAUAGUUAGCACAACCUUGGUGACACUAGUAAUGCUUCUAAUUUGGCAAACUAACUUGUUUUGGGCAAUUUGUUUCCCAAUUGCAUUUGGAUCGGUGGAGCUCAUUUACAUGUCGUCCGUCCUAUCGAAAAUCUUCGAGGGUGGCUGGCUUCCACUCGCCUUCGCCACCUUUUUCCUCUCCGUGAUGUACACUUGGAACUACGGGAGCGUGUUGAAGUAUAGAAGUGAAGUCCAGGAGAAAAUUUCCUUAGACUUGAUGCUUGAACUUGGAUCAAAUCUUGGAACGGUAAGAGUGCCGGGAAUUGGAUUGCUAUAUAAUGAGCUUGUCCAAGGCAUUCCUUCAGUUUUUUUGCAGUUCUUGCUGAGUCUUCCGGCCCUUCACUCGACCAUAGUUUUCGUCUGCAUUAAACAUGUUCCUAUCCCGGUUGUACCUCAAGAGGAAAGGUUUCUAUUCCGAAGAGUUUGUCCGAAAGAUUACCAUAUGUUUCGCUGCGUCGCGAGGUAUGGCUAUAAAGAUGUAAGGAAGGAAGAUCACCAUGCAUUCGAGCAACUUCUCAUCGAAAGUCUGGAGAAAUUCUUGAGAAAAGAGGCUCAAGAAACUGCCAUGGAAAGUAGUAACUUAACUGAGGAGGACAUGGACAAUGCAUUGGUGAAAUCCAAGGAUUCUGAUAACAAUAAUGUAGCUGAGGAGCUAAGGAUUCCAUUGAUGCAUGGCCAGAAUAGUUCCGAAGAAACUGGAACUUCAAUCACCGAGGAAGCCCCGACAAGUUACAUGUCAUUAGAUGAAGAUAAUGGUAUUGAAUAUGAGGUUUUGGCACUUAGAGAAGCAACUGCAUCAGGGUGCACGUAUCUUCUUGGACAUGGUGAUGUGAGGGCCAAGAAGAACUCCUUGUUCUUCAAGAAAUUGGUGAUUAAUUACUUCUAUGCAUUCCUUAGAAACAAUUGCAGAGGAGGCACUGCAAAUAUGAGAGUGCCUCAUACAAAUAUCAUUCAAGUUGGGAUGACAUAUAUGGUCUAAUUGCCCCCUUAAUUACUUAUUUAUCAUACUUUACUUAUGCAACCUCAAUUUGGUUAUCAAUGAUUGGUGCAAUUUAUCUUCAGAAUUCA